This is a messenger RNA of Magallana angulata, 5296 nucleotides long. RefSeq lists its product as uncharacterized. The transcript is spliced from 26 exons. The record is from RefSeq and is a predicted model, not a curated record. Gene Ontology annotation, cellular component: extracellular matrix. The coding region runs from base 244 to 5043 and encodes 1599 amino acids. NCBI's taxonomy places the organism in Eukaryota, Metazoa, Mollusca, Bivalvia, Ostreida, Ostreidae.
ACCGCUAUUCGAAAAAAAAUUCAAAAGGUUGAAUGACACGAAGUGUAAAUAGGCAAUCCUAUGUAGUAUGACAAUAUUUAGAGUUUAAAAAUAUUACAACAGUGACGUAACGCUAAUCUAAUUAUUCCCAGUAGUGACCCACAACACGAGGAAAAAAGUUUCACGGGAAAGCAUGUUUCGUGAGGUGAUUGGGAAGUGCGGCGUUCUACCUGUAUUUUAAUUAACCUUUUUUUACCUUCAAACAUGCAGCGAACCUCGUGUGUAUUGUUCCUGGUUAUUGGAUGUUUAUUGUGUAUGAAAUUGUCAACUAGUUACGGGAGAAGGGUAUCUGAAGUGCCAAGGAAAUCCAUUGUACGAGGACUGUACACAAAAUCCCAACUUGCCGAAACACUGAACAUAAAAUGCACAGACUGUGUAUACAAAGAUGAAACUGAAAGAAAAAUUGACCAACUGCCGAAACAAACACAACCCAACACUAAAGGGACAGACAGACAGAGACGAAGACAUAGGCGAAGACACAGGAAAAGGAGUGGGCACCGGAACAGAGACCAUGUUAAACCCAAACAACGCUCUCUUGACGUCAUGGCAGCAUCAGACCCAUCAGUACAUCACGUGGUAUAUCAAUCACGUGACCAACAACGUUAUCCCCAACUGCCAGAUGCUGUUGCACGAUUGGAAGGAAAAUUGCAUCCCUCUAUAGCCAAUUCCGUGAGUAAACUAAAGAGAACCCUUACAGAUAUCCUUGAAAAAAUGAAACGCAAACUGGAAGAGAUGAAGUAUGAUUGGAAAAAUUCCCACAUGUCUGCCAGGGAGGGUAUAAUGAAAGUCAGAGAAGAGUUGCAAGAAAUCACAAAGGAAAAUAACAACGCAUAUGAUGUAAUUCUCGAUGUGUCACAGCUGACCAGAAUGGUGAUGCUCAAACUAAAACAGCAUGGGGCUCCAGCACCGGCUCUUCUAGUGCAGAAACCGACCAUGAUUUGGGAAAGAGGCCGCAAAAACCAUGACAAGAUGGUUAAAGUCAACGACCAGUGCCAUCUUGUAAAUGGCACUUUGUCAAAAAUCAUGGAUAUGAAGAUCAAUUUCGUCCAACAAGAUGCUCGCAUGCUGCAACUGAACGAUGCCGUGAGGAAUGGUAUGUCGGACCUGGAUCGACUCAGAGACCUACAGUAUCACGCUCGUCAGGUGCUCGUCAAAUUGCAUGUCGGGAUAAAGAACACGGUUCUUCAAAAGAAGGUUGACAGGUAUAAGAAAUUUGAAGACAACUUGAGGAGGUACCUCAAUGAGUCCCGGUCAUUAGCGACUUCUGCAUACAGAGAACUCUCAUACGCUCGACGAACACAUCAGGAUAAUGCAGAUCUCAAAAAAGAUAUAGACCGAGCUCGAUCCAAUAGGAAUGUACGCUCUAGAAGACGGCGGUCCACGCGCGCCGACGCACGCACGCUGGUGGACAGCGCUUACUCAAAGUCAAGUUAUCUACAAAUGACCAAUAAAUCACUCGAUAGAACAAUCCGUCCUUUAUUAGCAAAAGCUAAACAGAUAACAGAAGGAGAUGGUGCAAUACCGGUGAUGGUUCAACUUCAGCGGAGUGGCGACAGACUGAGAUCAUACAUUAUGAAAAUAGACAGAGUUCUAGACGACCUCAGAAAGUUUCUGGGAGACGACGCCAUCAUUGAAGAGCGAUGUCGUAAAUUGAUUGCGUCUGGCGAAUAUGAAUUUGACGAUAGUAUUUUGAAUUGUACACCGUAUUGUGAUGGUAACGGAGAUGGAAGUGGAUGUGGAUCGGGGGAUGAUAAAAUUGACGAUGUGGAUAUAAUCCUUCAACCUACCACCUCGCCUGCCGAAAACAAGACAGACCAAGACAUCGACUCAAGCGGCGAUGGAGACAGUGAUUUUAUCUUUAUUGACAAAGACAAUAUAACACUAAUUCCCAAGCUGCCAGUAUCAACUACCACUUUGGCUACAACUACAACGACCAAAAAACCAUGGUGGAAUAUUUGGGAAAAUUCUGAUUCAUCAGCAAAACCUUCUACCACUACAAUUAAACCAACCACAACAUUGCCUCUAACAAGCUCUCCUAAAACAACUACAACACAAACAACUUCUACAAUAACAAGCACAACAACAAUUUCACCAACAACAACGAAAACUGCAAUACGAACAUCAACACCAUCAACAACUACAACACCAACAACGACCACAACACAGCCAUCAACAACCACAACACAGCCAACAACAACCACAACACAGCCAACAACGACAACAAGAAAGCCAACAACGACGACAACAAAGCCAACAACCACAACAACACUGCUAACAACGACCACAACCCAGCAAACAACGACAACCCAGCCAACAACAACCACAUUCCAACCAACAACGACAACAACACAGCCAACAACUACAACAACUCUGCUAUCAACAACGACAACCCAGCCAACAACGACAACACAGUCAACAACGUCAACAAAACAGCCAACAACGACAACGACACAGCCAACAACGACAACAAUACAGCCAACAACGACAACACAACCCACAACAACACACCCCGUGACAACACCAGCAAUAAAACCAACGACAACCACAACAAAGACGGUAGAAUUAGUAAUAAGUGGUAGCGGAGAUGACGAUGAAGACGAUAUCAAGACUGAAACCGAGCUUCAUCCGUCUAACUUUCCUCCUUUGACUGAUGAUAAAGAUAAUAUGCCCCCUCUAAUUGACGGAAGUGGUGAUGACUUCAUUGUAAUUGAUGACACCAAGAACCAGAUGUUAUCAACAACUCCUCCAACGACAACAACAACAACAGAAUCAUCCUGGUGGAAUAUUGAUUGGGGUUUAGAUGACCCUAAUGCUGGAAUUCCUAAUAAUUUCCGAGACAAACUGGCAGAACGAGCAAAUCUGUACAAAACUAAAUCAGUUGACUUAUUUGAAGACUCUGUUACUAUACAAAAAAGAAAAGCAGAUAUUAUACGAAGAAACGCAGCGUUAACUGAACAAAUGACCAGUCAAGAGAUUCAUGUGUCUAACCUUUCUGACAUUAAAAACAUUUGGAAAGAUACCAUGGACAAGAAGAAAAUAGUGUCUCUGAGGAUUGAAGGGAUUAAGGAACCCUUUCUGAAUAAACUUGAAGAAAUCUUAAAUAAAUCAGAAACAUUAAGCAAAAUUGCGAAAGAGAAACAAGCCCAAUAUGAAGAUAUCUCUGUGUCCUCAAAGAAAAGUGAAGAGACAAAGAGGACUGCUGAAAUAUUCACGGACUUACUGACCAAAAUGUCUGAAAUUCGAAAUAACAGAGUGGAGACCAGAAACGUUCUGAAUUUUAAUGUUGACCCGUGCGCCAAGAUUCAAACAAGUGCUUCCAGACUGAGGACCAAUAUAGCUGACCUUAGGAAGAAGAUUCAGAAGGCUAAACGUAUCGCUAGUUCACUGCCGGCUUCCGUGGUAAUGAAUGGUAAAGAAUCACUUCCGGUCACCGUCACGUCCAUCACGUCUAACAGUUCACCGUUCUCUGCUUUUGGAUUCUGCCUUAAACCUGACAAAGAGUCUAUGGCAAUAGCAACAUUACAAAAUCCAUCAUUUUCAAGAUGGGUGGUAGAACUGGAAGACAGGAAACCGAAAAUCAGUUAUUUUAACGCAAAGGGAGAGAGAAAGGGUCAACUUAAGUCACAGACAGAGGUUGAAUUAGAGAAAUGGAUUGAUAUAAAAUUUUUCAAAUAUGGCAGCUCUAUUCUUUUGAACAGAACUGACCUGGAAACUUCCACGUCAGUGGUAGAAGCAAAGGCUGUUCUUGGACUUCCGUUUGUUGCCGAGCAGCCUCACAUGGCUAAUGUGGGAUUUGCUGAGAAUAAGAAUAAUUUCUCAGGCUGUAUAUCGGACGUCACUCUUAACGACGAAAAAUUAGGAAUUUUGGCUUCAAGUGUUAAGAAGAAGUUCUGCAACAGUAGUUGUACGAAAGAUAGCAAAGCUGCAAGUAUGGUAUUUGAUGGUAGUGGAUUUGUAAGGUAUUCCGUUGAUAUGGUAUACCAAUUAUAUCCAAUCAAAGAAAUGUCCUUCCAGUAUCAAACUCGUCAAGAAAAUGGCAUAUUAUUAUUCUUCAAUGACCACUUACAGGCAUUACAAGUCUUGGUCUCUAUAAUGGACUGCAGAAUUCAUGUUGAGGCGCGGAUCAAUCGUGGUACUACUGUUGUUCGAAGUAAUUCAACAAACUACUGUAAUGGCAGACAGCAAUUUGUAAAGUUACUAUUUGGACAGAACAUAGAAGUUAAAACAAGUAAUUUAGGUGAGGUAUUUCUCCCAGAAUCCAGUACACAGGAGAUCACACCCUCAAUUAAUGAUGGCAUUUAUCUAGGAGGACUCGGGUCUCAAAAUAAAAUGAUAUCAGGGAAGAGUAAACUCAGAGCAAUUGUUGGAUGUAUAUCAAAGCUGAUGAUACAAAAUAAAGAAUUUCCACUUUACAUGGCUGAACAUAGCAAAGAUGUACAUUUAGGGAACUGUAAGCAUAAUGCAUGGUUCAAGUGUGUGAAAUUUGUAGAGAAAAGUAAACAAAUUGUCCUCGAAAAGGGGCGAAAUGGCCAAAUUCUAUCCGUCGCCAUUACACGAGAUUCAAUGGGUAGAGCUUUCAACUACAAGACAAAGAAUUUUGACAUCGACGUCUUUGUGGAUGGUAAUGGGUUUGAAGUGGUAGACAACAAAGAAGAUGAGCGAUAUCCACUCACAUUCCCUUCUAACCUUAACAGUCAUUGGUUGGUCCUGUCUGUCAGUGACGAGGAUAAAAAAGUUACGGUCCGUUUCAAUGACAGUGCCGUCCGUGUGGGAUACAGCGCUGGCUGGCUGUUUACUAACACAGAUGACACUGAGUACACCAUCACGUUGGGUCCGGAGGAGGACGGAUCAGAGAGUUUCCUAGGUGGAAUGGCGAACCUGAUUAUUGAUGAUAGGGAAACUGUUCUUGAUGACUUCCGAGGUUCUCAUCUCCUGCAGACAUGCAGACGACCGUUAAUUGACGCCCUGGACACGGCGGACAUGACGGAAAAACCGGUCUGCUAAGUCCUGUUGUUGAUAGCUUCAACUCACAUACCGGUGUUUUCAGUACAGACUUUUGAAUGAUGAUUAAUGGUCUUACUUAGUGCUGCUUAUAUUAUUUGUGUUCAUAACUCUAUUGUGAGGUGACUUCUGUAUCAUUCUAUUUGUUCAUUCUGCUAACAACCUGAAUUUACAAAGAAAAAGUUUGUGUAGAUAUGCUUAUGUUCAACUUUGCUCAAUAGCCUCUGUAUAUUUAUUAAACCACAUUUUAUUCAAA